This is a messenger RNA of Dermatophagoides farinae (American house dust mite), 1025 nucleotides long. RefSeq lists its product as uncharacterized. Gene Ontology annotation, cellular component: membrane. The record is from RefSeq and is a predicted model, not a curated record. Lineage: Eukaryota; Metazoa; Arthropoda; Arachnida; Sarcoptiformes; Pyroglyphidae. Gene Ontology annotation, biological process: copper ion transmembrane transport. Gene Ontology annotation, molecular function: copper ion transmembrane transporter activity.
AAACAAAUCAUGUCAUCACAUCAUCAUGGUGAUGGCCAUCAACAUCAACAUGACCAUGGAAUGAUGACGAUGAUGACUACAUCUUCGCCUACACCACCAUCUACGAUAAUGCCCAUUGUUGAGACUAUUAUCAAUAGUAACAACAAUGGACAUCAUCAACAUGGAUCACAUGAUGAUGAAUCGAUGAUGAUGACGGCCGGUUCAAUGGACCAUAUGGGCAAAAUGUUUUUUCAUUUUGGUUACGAACCCAUCGUGUUAUUUCAACAAUGGUCAGCUGAUUCGAAUCUAUCCAUGUUUAUGACGUGCUUAUUUUUUUUUGUUAUGGCCAUCAUUUAUGAAAUUCUCAAAGCAUAUCGUCGAAUAUUUUCUGCACGUUUAGUACGUUAUACGCCUAAUACUGCUACAUCGAUAAAUGGACCAAGUGUUCAGAUUAUUCAUGAUCACAGUCAUUGUGGUGGCGAUGGUGAUGGUGAUGAUGCUCAUCAUCGAUCAGAUUUAGUUGAAUUAAAAUCCGAUGCUAUUGAAAGUGUUGUUGAUAAUAAAUUAGAUUCUACAAAUAAAAAUGAUGAUCGGCCUGAUUCAACAUCAAAAAUGGCCAAGUUUAAUCAUCCAUCGUAUGGUAUGCGAUCGACAACAACAUCAGCCAUGGAUACUGAAUCUGGUGGUGGUGGUUCAAGUAAUGGUUCAAGCAAUAGUUGUCAGGCAUCCAGUGUUAAUCCAAUUCUAACAUUUAAUAGUGCAAACACCAUACCGUUGUUUGCAUCCAUACAGGAAAUGUUUUCUCCAAUGAAUAUUUAUUCAACAUUUCUUUAUUCUUUACAAGUAUUGUUUGCCUAUUAUCUGAUGUUGGCAUUCAUGUUAUUCAAUGUUUGGAUUUGUUUAGCCAUUUUGGCUGGUGCAGCCAUCGGACAUUUCAUUCUAGCCGAAAGAAAUCAAACAUUAACCGAUCAUAAUGUUGAAGAUUAUUGCCAUUAAACAAAACAAAAAAAAAACAUUCAAUAACAAUAAAUUUUAUUGAUGUUUGA